AUGACAACACCACGGUCUCGAUUAUUUAGUAGUAACAAUUAUUAUGCACAAAGAUUUAUAUAUCCUGGAUGCUUAACUAAAUAUUCUAAUAUUAAAAAUGAUAUUAUACAGCAAAUUAAUGCCUUAAGUAGAAAGAGAAGUAGAAAUUACUAUAAUGAUCACAGCAAAAUAAAGAAUUAUAUAGUUAAUAAAAAUGAAGAAUUAAAUAGUUGCUACGGCGAUAAUUUAUUACGAACUAAAUUAAUUGAAGAUUAUGAAAUAACGAGUUUUUUAAAAAAAUGUCCUUCUCAAUCUAAUUGUCCGGACAAUCGUGGGUCUCAAGUUAAAAAAGCUGUUGUACCAAAACAUGCAACAGAAGAUCCCUGUAAAAAAGGAGGUAAGAGCUGUAAUAAUGAAGCACCAGGAAAAAAAGUAGAGCCAGGUCAACGUCAAGGACAACGUGAUGCAGUGGUUUCUAUCACCGAAAAUUUGAAAGUACAAGAUUCUGUAGAUCCAGAUCGAAACCAUGCUGAAGCAGAUGGUUUAAAACAAGAAGUUGCAACUCAUGCCCAACCAGAGAUAAAACCAUUUAGUGAACCUGUUGUUCGUGAUAGUGAAGCAUCUAAACCAAAAGAUAAUCAGAAUUCUAGUCCACCUGGACAUGUGGAGCCUCCAAAAGACCCUAUAUCUGAUUCAAUUCAUUCCCCAUCUACUGAAUUAGAGGGUCAACUAAUAAGUUCAUCUACUCAACGUAUCCCUGAACAGGAACCUGUUUCAAUCGAUAACUCACAAGAAAUGACUAUAGGCAAAAAUCCUGAUGAAAAAAGUCCACACAGUGCUAAUACUUCUGAUGAGCAGGACAAUUCUGAUAAUCCCCUUGGAAGUAAAGAUAGUAACGAUGAUGAUACUACUACAGAAACUUUAGAUAUUCCUGUCCUUAGUAGUACAAUUUCCGGCGAUUCAAAUUCAAUUAAUCAAGUUACUAAUGAUGUGAACUCAUAUGAUGUAUGUGCUAGUGGGAGAUGUCCUAAUAGUGCAGAUGGUGGUGAUAAACGUGCUGUUGAUGCACCUGUUAGUGGCCAAACUACUGGUCUUGAUGUUACUCUUAUUGAAGAUGGUGAUAAUCAAGUACAUGAUAGUAGCACUACCUGUAUUGGAUCUUCUUGUAGAGAAAUACGAAAUGAUGAAUUAAUUGCUCAUAAUAGUGAUAAAUCAGAUAUAUUUAAUCAAAUUUUCAGUACAAUACAAGCCAAUAAAGGAAAUGUCAUAAAGACUUCAAUACCCAUGGGAAUUGUUCUGUUCCUAAGCCUUCUUUUUAAAUACACUCCUUUAUGGAGAAUUCUUACUAAGAGGAAAAGAAAGAAACAAUCGCAUAUGAACGAAAAGCUACAAAGGGUACUACAACAACCUUCAAUUGCAAGUGAAGAAAGAAGUAUUCCAUUUUCAUAUAGUGCUUUUGAAUAUUCAUCAUAA
Molecule: messenger RNA, 1452 nt
Organism: Plasmodium vivax (malaria parasite P. vivax)
Lineage: Eukaryota; Apicomplexa; Aconoidasida; Haemosporida; Plasmodiidae
Product: variable surface protein Vir18-like
Exons: 2
Coding region: 1-1452 (483 amino acids)
Source: RefSeq, a predicted model, not a curated record